Messenger RNA from Tigriopus californicus, 1731 nucleotides. Its product is annotated as carboxypeptidase B-like. The transcript is spliced from 6 exons. The record is from RefSeq and is a predicted model, not a curated record. Gene Ontology annotation, biological process: proteolysis. NCBI's taxonomy places the organism in Eukaryota, Metazoa, Arthropoda, Copepoda, Harpacticoida, Harpacticidae. Gene Ontology annotation, molecular function: zinc ion binding; metallocarboxypeptidase activity. The coding region runs from base 889 to 1659 and encodes 256 amino acids.
AGAGAAGCGGAGCCAUUUCGUCUUGUGAGAGUGUUUUGUUCCUUUGGGUUGUCUCGCUCCGUCUUCUCUUGUCCGAGUGUCACUAAGAGAGAAAUUAGAAGUGACCUCUGGUUCUAUUUGUGAACGAGAUCAACUCCGGUGAAAGUUAGUGGUCAAAUCUCGUCUCGGAUUUCUUGGUCUAGCUGAAGCUAGUGUCUUAUUGGCUUUGGGAGGCUAAACAUGUCCCGCUUCAACGUGUCGAUAUUGAUUGUGCUGCUUUGUUGGUCGCAUCUUGAGCUUGCGAUUAGAGCCCAGGAUGUUGAAACCACGACACUUGAGCUCGAAACGACGACUCUCGAUGAAACCACCACACUCGAGCCCGAGAUCAAAAUUGUUGAGGCCGAUUUGGAGGAUGUUGACAAGAAUGAGGAAAUAGAAGAGAUACAGAUGGACCCGAUCUCGGGCAAACGCAUGUACAACCAAUUUCAAUUGUUUAGAGCUCAGCCUCAAACUGAAGAACAAUUGGGCAUUGUCCGAUUUAUUGCUAACGGUGUCCAGGACUUGUGGAGUCCAGUUCCCGCUAAUGUGACGAAGGGAGUGAGCAUUGAUAUGUUGGUGGGACCCAAGCACGCACCGUAUGUGGCCAAAUUUCUCAAGUGCUCAGGUGUGCCCUACGAUAUAGCUAUCCAUGACAUUCAAAGAGCCAUAGAGGAGGAGAACGAAGUGACCGAUACAGUAACGAGAUCAGCGAAUGAAGGCGCUUGUAUGAGGGAAGUGGGUCUUUCAUGGGACCUAUAUCAUCGCAUGUAUGUUAUCCAGAGCUACAUGACCUGUUUGGCACGGCGUUACAGUGGGUUGGUCACCCUCCAUGAUCUGGGUUGAACUGACGGAGGACAACAUUUGAAAGUGAUGGAAAUAUCUCAGCCCAAGGGCAGCAAUAAACCCGCCAUUUGGAUCGAUGGCGGGAUCCACGCUCGAGAGUGGAUCAGUCCCGCGUCAGUAACCUACAUGUUGUCAGAGCUCGUGGAAAAUUCAGCCUACCAUCAAGAUUUGUUGAGCAAAUACUCAUUUUACAUAAUGCCAGUAAUGAACCCCGAUGGAUACGAGUACACACACACCAACGAUCGCCUGUGGCGAAAAGCUCGAUCUCCCACGCACCAUUCCUCUUGCAUUGGAACUGAUCUCAACCGAAAUUGGGGCUACAAGUACGGAGGAAAGGGCGCGAGUCCUAAUCCCUGUGAUGAAACAUACAGAGGGCCGUCCGCUUUCUCGGCCAGGGAAACCAGAGCGGCCUCGUAUUUCAUUCUUCAAAGAGCGCAUAACAUGAAGAUGUUCCUCACAUUUCACAGUUACGGACAAUACAUUCUAUAUCCAUGGGGAUAUACAGCUAACGAUGAGCCCUCAAAUUGGAGGGACCUUCACCGCAUUGGCCAAAUCGGGGCUCAAGCCAUGUUCAAAAAGAACGGACAUUCUUACUCAGUGGGAUCAGCUGCCAAACUCCUAUAUCCCGCUGCAGGCGGCAGCGACGAUUGGGCCAAGGGAGGAGCCGGCAUUGAGUACUCCUACACCAUCGAGUUACCCGAUGCUGGGCGUUAUGGUUUCUUACUCCCUGCUAUUCAAAUUAGGAAUGUUACCCAAGAAGCUUUUGCUGGAUUAGAAGCCAUGGUAAACGCCCUAUAAUCAACCCUUGACAGCGGCCGGUCCAGCUUUGCAGCAACAAGCAUCAAACUCAUAACAACUCAUUAUAACUCA